UCAUCAUCAUCUUUACUUCACUUGAACACACCUUUCUCAGGGAUUGUUUGUUCCAGGCGCGUAUUUUCCUCUCUGCUUCUCACAUCUUCCGCAUUGAAAGUUAGAUUGUGUUUAAAGUGGAAAUGAACAGCACCGGGUUCAACCGAACGGAGGGAGGACUGCUCAACACGACCGAGGAGUUAUUCUGCUGCAACUUUUCCUCCGUGGUGACUGAUAACGGCUUCGUGGCCGCCGCUCCGGAUGAGAGGAGUCUCUUCGUCAUGCGGGUGGUCCAGAUAGCCGUCAUGUGCGUUUUGUCCCUCACGGUGGUUUUUGGCAUAUUUUUCCUGGGUUGCAACCUUCUCAUAAAGUCUGAAGGAAUGAUAAACUUUUUAGUAACGGACAGGAGACCGUCUAAAGAAACGGAGGCAGUAAUUGUUGGAGCCUACUGACUGACGAGGACCUUUGGAUUGAAACAGAUCGGAAGUUUGGUGGAGACAGAAUGAAGACAAAUGCUAUGAUCAACUGCCUAAACAAGCCCCUGUUUUCAUAUUGGUAUUUAGAAAAACCUCAAAGGUAAUAACCCUGCUGCUGACUGCGGCUCACAGGUGUUCACCUUAUUCCUUGUGGCUUUUAAAUGCCAGCAAAGACGUAUGCAUCUUCAAGAGGUAUGCGUUUUUAAGACUCUUUGUUUAAAAGUAUUCUAUCAAGCACUGUUGUACUUCGGAGCACCGUGUGUCAUGCAGCAUCCUUUGUCAAGGAAGUGGCAAAGUAUUCGCAUUCGCAGCUUAAAACACCAUCUCAUGUUGCUAAUGCAAGGGAGAAAAUAAUAUUUAAACAUGUACUUUAUGUUGUAUGUGUUUUUGCAUACAAUAUGCAACCUAUUAAUCGGUGUAUUUCUAUGGAAUUUCAUGGCGACAACUGUAUGAGUGUCUACGUGGGCGGUGGAGAGAGAAAAAAGCCCAACAUGCCAUGUAUACUGUUGAUUGGAAUAAAUCUGUUCUGAAAUUAAAGUUUUCCUCUUAA
Messenger RNA from Etheostoma cragini (Arkansas darter), 1005 nucleotides. It is a transcript of the gene rprma, whose product is annotated as reprimo, TP53 dependent G2 arrest mediator candidate a. Bases 123 to 431 code for a protein of 102 amino acids. The record is from RefSeq and is a predicted model, not a curated record. Lineage: Eukaryota; Metazoa; Chordata; Actinopteri; Perciformes; Percidae. The transcript has a single exon.